AUGAUGGUGGGCUUACCGGCACGUGGCAAAACGUACAUGGCUCGAAAAUUAGCUCGAUAUUUGCAUUGGAUUGGAAUCAAAACAAAAGUAUUCAAUGUUGGCGACUAUCGUCGUGAUGCUGUAAAAUUCUAUGCAGGCAAGGAAUUUUUUGAUCCUGACAAUGCUGAAGCAGUAGCAAUUCGAAAUCAAUGUGCCCAGAAUGCAUUGGAAGAUAUGUGUAACUUUCUUCAGAACGAAGGUGAAGUGGCCAUAUUUGAUGCAACCAAUACGACCCGUGAGCGACGCCGUACAAUAUACAAUUGUUGUACUGAAACAUACUGUUUUCGUGUGUUUUUUGUCGAAUCAAUUUGUGAUUCGCAAGAAGUCAUUGAAGCAAAUAUUCGAGAAGUGAAACUCAAAAGUCCUGAUUACAAAGACAUACCACAAGCAGAAGCCGUCGUAGAUUUUCUUUCACGUAUUGAACUCUAUGAAAAACAGUAUGAACCCAUUGAUGAUAAGAUAGAAGAAAAGCAUUAUUCAUUUAUCAAAAUUUAUAAUUGUGGUGAACGAUUUCUUGUUCAUAAGAUCGGUGGCAAUAUUCAAAGUCGUGUCGUUUAUUUUCUCAUGAAUAUCCAUGUUCUUCCGAGAACUAUCUAUCUUACUAUGCAUGGUGAAUCAGAAAUGAAUGUUCAACAGCGUAUAGGACGCAAUUCACCCUUAUCACCAACUGGCAAAGCGUAUACCGACGCUCUCGCCCAAUACAUCGCGAAUGAAAACAUCAAAGAUUUGAUUGUUUGGACAAGUCAAAUGCAACAAGCGAUCGACACAGCAGCAAAAAUCAAUGCUCCCAAGGAGCAAUGGAAAGCACUCAAUGGAAUUCAUGCUGGUAUUUUCGAAGGUUUGACCUAUCAAGAUGUAGCUGAGCGCUAUCCUGAAGACUUUGCUGCUCGUAAUCGAUCAAAAUACUACUAUCAAUAUCCGGGUGGAGAGUCUUAUCACGAUCUUGUUGCUAGACUCGAAUCAGUGAUUAUGGAACUGGAAAGAGCAGAAAACGUACUUGUUAUUACUCACCAAGCUGUAAUUCGUUGUAUUCUUGCUUACUUUCUCGACAAAGAUCCUGAGCGUCUACCUUAUAUGAAAGUGCCAUUGCAUACAGUAAUUAAAUUGACACCGAUGGCUUAUGGAUGUAUGAUGGAACGUAUACCACUAUCGUUUGAAACUGCAAACACAAAUCGUAGUAAACUGAAGAAUUGUGAACCCAAUCUAGCAGUUGUAGAGGCACUUAAUGAAUUUCCCAGAGUACGUCCGGAAAUCAAGAUUGGUCCAAGAACAACUCAGGUCAUUUACCAGAAUACUGGUACAGCUUUUGAAACAACUGACGCACAUGGGAAUCGAAUACAACGUAUGGACAGUACGAUUAGUGAUGUUACAUGGGAUAAUAGUUUUCCAUCGGUUCACGAUAGUAAUAUCUAA
This is a messenger RNA of Rotaria sp. Silwood1, 1452 nucleotides long. The record is from the annotation of a GenBank genome assembly. Lineage: Eukaryota; Metazoa; Rotifera; Eurotatoria; Philodinida; Philodinidae.